This is a messenger RNA of Phoenix dactylifera (date palm), 2496 nucleotides long. RefSeq names its product endoglucanase-like. Lineage: Eukaryota; Viridiplantae; Streptophyta; Magnoliopsida; Arecales; Arecaceae. The record is from RefSeq and is a predicted model, not a curated record. Gene Ontology annotation, biological process: carbohydrate metabolic process. Gene Ontology annotation, molecular function: hydrolase activity, hydrolyzing O-glycosyl compounds.
AUGGCCUGGAAGGAGAAUGGUUCGGCUGUUGCGUUAUGCCUAUGGGCACUGGUAUUUGGUUUAGCUAUAGGGAGUGCAGUAGAUGAGGGUGGUGAGGGCAGGGCCCUUUGUGAUGGGUCUUACAACUACACCGAUGCCCUAGCGAAGGCCAUUCUGUUCUUCGAAGGGCAGCGCUCUGGAAAGCUGCCUGCCGACCAGCGAGUUGAAUGGAGGGCCCACUCAGCUCUCACAGAUGGCCAGAUAGACAAUGUGGAUCUCACCGGCGGCUACUAUGAUGCUGGAGACAACAUCAAGUUUGGCUGGCCCAUGUCAUUUAGCGUCGCCCUGUUGAGCUGGGCCGCCACCGAGUACGAGGCACAGAUUUCUGCAGUUGGCCAGCUUGACCACCUGCACUCGGCCAUCAGAUGGGGAGCCGACUUCAUACUGAAAGCUCACACUUCGCCAACCACACUCUAUACUCAGGUAGGUGAUGGAUCGGACCACUCCUGCUGGGAGCGUCCAGAAGACAUGGAUACGCCUCGUAAUCUGUUCAAGAUCACUGAAAGUUCACCAGGCACAGAGGUGGCUGCAGAUGCUGCAGCAGCCCUCGCCUCUGCUUACAUGGUAUUGAAAAGUGUCGACCCCGACUAUGCAGCAAAACUUUUGGAGGAAGCAAAAGCACUUUUCGAAUUUGCCGAUAAGUAUAGAGGGUCAUACCAAGCCUCUUGUCCGUUCUAUUGCUCCUUCUCCAGCUACCAGGAUGAGCUUCUAUGGGGUGCUACUUGGCUCUACAAAGCAACUAAAGACGUCCAAUUUCUGACAUUUGUAUCAAAUAAUCAGAACUGGAGUGGUGUUGUUCCUGAAUUCAGCUGGGACAACAAAUUCGUUGGAGCACAAGCAUUGCUAACAAAAGAAUAUUUGGCAGGGAAGAAAGAUUUAGCUAUAUACAAGACCCAUGCUGAUGGAUUUGUAUGUUCGUUGAUGCCAGGAAGUGGCACUGUGAAAAUCCAAACCACACCCGGAGGGCUUCUGUUCACACGGGACACUGUUAACUUGCAAUACGUGACGAGUGCUGUUAUGGUGCUGUUUUACUACUCAAAUACCCUAGAUUCAGCUGGGAUUAGCGAAGUCCAGUGCAGCUCAGCUAAUUUUUCCACUGCUCAAAUCAGAGCAUUUGCUAAAUCACAGGUGGAUUACAUACUAGGCAAGAAUCCACUUGGCUACUCAUACAUGGUGGGGUUCGGCACCAAGUACCCGAGGCGUAUACACCACCGAGGUGCAUCCAUACCGUCCGUCCAAGUUCAUCCAGCAAAGGUGGCCUGCGGCGAAGGCUUCGCAGAUUAUUUUAACACCGAUAACCCUAAUGCCAACAUUCACGUCGGAGCAAUCGUCGGUGGUCCUAAUUCCGGCGAUGAGUUUGGUGAUGUUAGAUCAGAAUCUAUACACUCAGAGCCCACCACCUACAUGAAUGCAGCCUUUGUGGGUGCCUCAGCACCUCUGCUCGAUGAAAAAUGUGGCUUGCAGCUACCACUGGAUGAUGGAGGCUUUAUGGCAUCAGCUUCCUAGUUCAGCAGAUGAUUAUGAUAGUUCAUGGUGCGAUGUCAUAUUAGUAAAAAUAUCAUUUAUGGAGAUCGUAAUAAACCUUCGUGGCUUUGUUAUAGCUCAGAAAAAUAAACACUUUCUGGCAUUCUUAAAACUCAGGCCUAGUUGUCUGGUUCCAAUUCUGUGCUAUUUGUUUCAUCAGGGUGGAUGCUGAAUGUUUAGAUAAAUGAUGCUAAUGUAAUGGGAUUCGAUGAGAUUUGCAUGAACCCAAAAAUGUUUUCUUGGAAUCAAAUUUUCAGUUCUUCCAGCAAGGGGAUAUGGGCGGACAAAAUAAACAAAUUAUAGACACUGUUUAAGCAUUAGUUUUAGAAUAGUAAAGGAGAAUCUUUAUCAAAUAAAAUAAGGGGCCUGUGUUAAACUUUUUUUUUUUAAUAUCACUACAAGAAGUUCUACACAAUAUCCAUGUUUCCUAUCUUAAGCAGUGAGUACUGUGGGAAAUUGUGUGCAUCUUUCAGUGCUUAGUUCACCUUCCCUCCUUCCUCCCCUUCACUUCUUUCCCUUUUUGUUGAGGGGCGGGUUUAACUCUUUUGAGAGUCAAUCAGCUAACUGAUUGAAACUACUUCAAUGUAGAUUGGAAACCAAAGUAGCUCACUGAUUCCUUUUUCUUUGAAGAAAUCAAUAAUAAAAGUUGGACUGUGAAGUUCAUUGGAAAAUGAGAAAGCCGAGAACAAAUAUUUUAGAAAAUAUUCAGAGGCAAAAACAGGAGAAUUUUAUGUGCUGUGCAAAUAUCCACUACAUAAGGAAGCAACAUGGAAUUUGCAAUAUCUAAAAUAUCUUACCAUUAGAGGGACAGUGGCACAUUUAUAGUGUACAUUAGAAGUUGGCAUGUUGAGCAUUAGCAAUCCCAAUGAUAUGAUUGCUCUGGACCUUGUUCUCAAAUGGAGGACUAAUGGAAGCAGCUUAAAAGAACAAGAA